AUGUUCGGCGCAUUCAGACCUACAGCGCCGCUGUCUGGCGGUUUGUUAUGGAAGAUCCCAUGGCGUCUCUCAGCACCCCAAAAACUACGACAUCGCAGACGAAUGCGCCGCGUCGAUAACGUCGUCUCCGUCCUCGACACAGCUCUCAAACGAUCCGCCACGACUUCAAUACCCCAAGUGCGGAACUCAGCCCCCAGCGAAGCCCCCACAACCUCACCCUCCACCGGCAAAGCCACCCCAGCUGAACUCUCCUCCACAGCAGAAGGCCAGCGCCUCCUCGAGCACGAAACGAACGCUGAUCUCGAAUCACGGCGGCAUGGUAAAGGUCCCAAGAGAGGCGAGCUCGUUCCGCAACACGACGAAGUCGGUCACACAGGCGUUUCAGUGAAAGUGCACAGUAAGAAACUAUUGAAAGAGCAAGCCGCGCAAGAAAAGACUACGAAACUCAUUGAGAGGUGGAAAGCGGAUAUGCCCACAGAGCAGGAGAUGUUGCCGAGGGAUAAGUAUAGCAUGUUUGAUAAGAAGGUGAAGGGUUAUAGGAAGGGUGUGCAUAAGUUGCCCAAGUGGACGAGGUUGAGUCAGAGGGUGAAUCCGCCGGGCUUCUAA
Messenger RNA from Fulvia fulva, 606 nucleotides. RefSeq names its product 54S ribosomal protein L31, mitochondrial. Lineage: Eukaryota; Fungi; Ascomycota; Dothideomycetes; Mycosphaerellales; Mycosphaerellaceae. Gene Ontology annotation, molecular function: structural constituent of ribosome. Bases 1 to 606 code for a protein of 201 amino acids. The record is from RefSeq and is a predicted model, not a curated record. The transcript has 2 exons. Gene Ontology annotation, cellular component: mitochondrial large ribosomal subunit.